This is a messenger RNA of Lingula anatina, 1346 nucleotides long. RefSeq names its product calmodulin-lysine N-methyltransferase. Gene Ontology annotation, molecular function: calmodulin-lysine N-methyltransferase activity. Gene Ontology annotation, cellular component: cytoplasm. NCBI's taxonomy places the organism in Eukaryota, Metazoa, Brachiopoda, Lingulata, Lingulida, Lingulidae. The record is from RefSeq and is a predicted model, not a curated record.
AAAUGGCCGACGUGAGGGGGGAUUGCAAAGCUGUGAAACAAGUUGAUAUUUCAGUCGCUAGACAACGAUGGUUAAUGCUAGGGGAUGUUUUGAGAGGCAGAAAGUCGAGAGAUAUUAACAGCUCGUCAGUAUCAGUGAGGAGAUUCUCUAGUUUUGGUCUACUUGAAGUAACCCCAUCUGUUCAGGAAAAUGGUGAUGAUGGAAAAGAGGCAGACAAAGAAUGCUUAUGGCUUCAUUACAAAUGCCCAAGCUGUGAAAGAUUGAAUAUAGAUAUACGGAGUUACACAGGAUCAUUUAAGCUUGGAGAUAUGAUUGGUUUUAAUAACACAGGGAAUGUAUGUGUGUGGCCCUCAGAAGAAGUGCUAACUUACUAUUGUUUGAAACACAGACAUAGAUUUAAGAACAAAUUUGUUUGUGAACUGGGAGGAGGGAUGUCAUGUCUGGCAGGAGUAGCACUGGCCUGUGUGUCUGAUGCCCAGCAUGUGCUGCUGACAGAUGGCAACCAGCAAUCAGUGGACAGUGUGGAGAAAAUCAUUAAGAAGAAUUCCACCAAAUUUGGUUCCACCAUUGUAAAAUCUGAAGUACUAUUAUGGAAUAAGGAUGGUAACUUUGGAAACUUGACAGAAUCUUUUGAUUUUAUCAUCUGUGCAGACUGCUUCUUUUUUGACCAGUACAGAGAAGAUCUUGCUCACACUAUUUUCAAACUUUUAAAGGAUCAGGGCGAGGCAAUCAUAUUUGCCCCAAGGAGAGGCAGCAGUUUUCAGGCCUUCAAAGACAUCGCAGAAUCAUUAUUUGAAAUGACUGAAACAGAAAAUUAUGAUAGUUUAAUAUGGAGAAAACACACAAAGAUGAAAACAAAUCCCGACGUUUAUGAUGAAAAUAUCCACUACCCCUUGUUGCUGCAUUUAGUGAAGAAGACAUGAGCAGGUGGUUCUGUAGAAACGAGGGUUGUAACCGGUGCUAUAUUCUCUACCUCAUGGAGUGACUUAAGUUAAUAAGACUGGGCCAUUUGAAGUGACUGACAUUGGAUAGGAAAUAACUUAAAAAAAAACACAUUUCAAGGUUUGAGUUAAAAUAUGCAAACAAAUAUGUGCAAACCAAAUAUCUGUUUUAUUUUCAUUAUUUUUUCAUUAAAAUUGUCUUCAGAAUACGUUCAAAUAAUUUACUUGAAUUGAGUUAAGUGCAUUACGUCACACUGUGUAAAUAAAGUUAAAUUAUGUUCUUUUGGAUGUUUUUUGUCCAACAAAUUGGAUUUAAUAUGUCUUUAAAAUGAGUACAGUUCGUCUAUCUUCGUUCAUCCAGGUGUAUUGUACACCAAGAAAUGUCAAUAAAGCUGCAUAAAUUUA